AAUGGCCGUGCGAUUCUCGGACCUCGAACCUAUUCGCAAAGCACCUCCCUGCUUUUUCAAGGCUUUUUGAUUGUUCUAGGCAACCAGUAAGAUUGUGAUAGUCACUCAUUUAGCCCCACGUGUGUUGUUUAUAUAUUACUAUUAGUUAGUCAUAAUAAUAUCUUAAGAACAGUUUAUGGUCAUUUUUAUCAGGGCAAAAAUGGGUGGCUUUAAGAUAUAUGAGAAGGCCCACACUCGCGGUUUAACUUCUUAGCCCUUGCCCUUAGUGUUCUCAUUUCAUUCAUAACAAUGAUUAAGUAUUAAGACGAAAUCUUUCUUUCAGACAUUCUUCUAGUUUUUCCGUUUCGUGUUAUGACGAACAAAUCAAGUCUAGCACUAACUACUAACAGCGUUUUUGAAGUGUAUUAAAAUUUUAAAACAAUUGCAGUUGAAGGCAUUCUCGUUGAUUUAAAUUUAAAACAUUUCAAUUAAAUGGCCAUCUAGUUUCUUCUUCUUCUAUAUCUUAAGGGCCCAAGAUCAAUUUAUUGAUCAUUUUGGCUCCUAUGCAUGUAGAUGGGAUUUGCAAUGUUUCUGUUACUGGUGGUGAUGAGGAAAUUAUGCACUAGGGGUUUGAAGGCUUGAGGCAAUAGACACAAAUGUGUCUACUCAAGACACAUAGUAUUCUAGGCCUUAGCAUUGGCUUUGAAAUGAAUAUAAAAAAAUUACAUUGGCCUAAGCCUAAGUUAAUGCAUGUAUAGUAUAAAGCCUUUAUUAAAGGCAUUGAAGGCGAAGGGAAUAGAAUAGAUUGUAACCUAAAAUAUUAUAGGACUAUGUGAAUCUGAAUACAGUGAAUAGGCAUAACAAAUUUUAUUAAUAAUGGCCCACUGAUUACCAAAACUACUAGUAGUACUAGACUUAGACUAAUAUGAACAUUGCAUAGGUCGGCAUAGGAUAGAUUAUUAAAAUUAUUUAUUUAUUUUUAUAUAAUAUAUAUAGUUGGGCUAUUUUCUAAACUAAAUGGUGAAAUAAAAGUUAAAGUUAAAACUAACAGUAACAGAUUUACAAAUACAUUGACUGAAAUGAAGAGAUACAUGGACUGAAGAAUAAGAAGAGCAGAAGAGUGAAGUUAAUUUGGAACCUCUACUGAAGUCUACUCUGUUGCUGAGUCUCUAGUUACACCAAAUCUGGCUAGUUACUUGAUUUGUAUCAGUUUGUACAUAGAAAUAAAUACUAAAUUUAAAUACAUCAUAAAAGUAAGUAGGGUCUGCCUAUAUUUAUACACUUAGAAACAAGUCUACCUUGUGAGGUACCAAAUUUUUGGACAAAAACUAUGUAAAGGAGAGAGGAAAGAAGAGAUUUGAACAAAAUUGUAAAAACCAAACAGGAAAGAGACAUGACAUCUAGGUAAAAUUGUGGAUUUGGUUCAUCCCAUAUGGAGACAACGCACCAAAUCUUGUUAUUAAUUUAUUCUCCAUGUAGAUUCUAUCUCUUGUGUAACUAGUAUACAGUAUACCAGUAACUGCGAUGUCUGAGAUACCAUCAUGGUUAGGGCUAUUGAAAUGUUUGGAGACUGGACAUAGAGCUUGUUUAUUUUGAGUGAAAUUUAUAAAGAAAAAUACAAAUAACUCACCAUUAUAAAUUAUGAUAAAUCACGUUUUUUGUAAAUGUAAAUAUUUAUUUUAAUGUUUACUUUGUGUGUGUGUGUGUCUUGAUUUAGGGAUAAUGCUUAGUUUGAUAUAAAGCCUCCGAAAUAAAACAGUGUAAGAAUUGUUCCAUUUUCAUUUAUGAAAUUAAAUUGAAUUUAUUACAUUUAUAAAUGUUUCAUUUUAAUCUUGCACAGAUAAAUCUAUCCUGCUUUUACCCUAAAUUUAUCUGAAUGAGUUUUAUUUAUAUUAUUUCAAUAAUUUAUUUUAUGGAUUAUUAUUUAGGCCUUUAUUAUUAUGGCAAUUACUAAUAAGUGGUUCUUCUCACAGUUAUCAACGGCUUACUAUAAUCUUUUUGGAUGUGCAGUCCCGAAUGCUGCAUCCAUGGAUUUGCAAACAUCUGUUAUGAAUUUUGACCCCUCCAAUCAAGCUAUGAGCCAAUAUGUCCAGACUCAAAAUGCUUUACAGAACUUUCAAAUUCCACUUCAGCAGCUGCAACAAGGGCAAGGACAAAUUCAGCUUCAAGGACAGGUGCGAAUAAAAAGUUUACUUGACUUUGAGCAGAGAAAUGUUAAUAAAAAACUUUUUUCGGUGCUUAUAAUAUUUAAUAGCCAGCUAUAUGGAACAUAUAUCUUAAAAAUAUGUAUCUUCGGAAACACUUUGAUUCUAUGAAAAUAUAUACAUAAUUUGAAGUAUUUAUACAAUCGAACCCCUGAUAAUGCACCUCAUCAAGUAUGGUGAGAUCAUAUUUGAAUUUUAUUCUAUCUUUGCAUAGUCAUAGUAUCUGAAAUCAGUUGCAAGUAAACAAUGUUAUUUGAAAAGUAAAUAAAUAGCAGAACAAGCUAUGUUUGGGUUUGAAAAUAAAAAACUAUUAAGCAUAUGUUUCGGCUAGAUACCUUCUUCAGCAGAAAAGACAAUAUAAUAAACAACAGAUCAUUAUAAAUUAAAAAAUAAAAAUUUUGUUUUUGAAGAUCUCAAUAAAGUCAAGAAGCUCAAUGUUGAGAAUAGGAAGUGCUCUGUUAUUGUUAGAAAUGGGAGUUGAUUUGCUCUAAACCAAAACGAGCAUCCCAAAUUAUUCUGUGGUGCCCACUAUCACAAUUAUUUAAUUUAUAUAUUGUUUAAUGUAAAUUUUGAUUAACACCAUUAUGGUGAAGAAAAUCUGAAUUAAUUAGUUUUCAUUCUACACUAGCUGGUGUUUUGGUGCAAGAAAUUAGAGCUGUGGUGGAUAAAUUUGAUGUGCCCUUGUGUUCCCCUCUGUUGAAAUGUGAUGAGACUGAGGAUGGCUUGUUUUGUUCACUAUCCCAAAGAUGUUCACUGAACUAUCAGAUAGCCUUAUUCCUAUCUCACCUAUAUAAAAAAAACGGCAUCUUCAGCAAUCACAUAGAUCUAUUUUAACUAAAACAUGUGAAACCCUCUUUGAUGGUAAAGGUCCCCUAGGGGAAGCCAACUUGUCUAGUUUCUAGAAAGCAAGUCCUAAAAACAAGAGUGAAGAAUGAAAACAAAUUAAUUCAGAUUUUCUGCACCAUAUGGAAAUUGUCAAAUACUUACUUACUAAUGAUCCUCUAUUUUCCUCCAUUUAUAUUCUCAAUUUUUGCUGUUAAAAAUCUAACAAUAUUAAAACCUAAAUUAUUUUACUGUGAUGGUACGCACAACAGAAUAAUGUGGGUUGCACGUUAUGGUUUUGAAUAACGCAACUUCCGUUUUUAACAAUACACCACAGAGAAUUUCUUUUUCUGAACACCGCGCAUUGAACACAUUGACAUUAUUGAGAUUAUCAAAAACAUAAGUUAUAUUUAUUAAUUUAAAUUUAUCUAUUGUUUAUUGUAUUGUCUACUAAAGAAAGCAUCUAGCUGAAACGUCAGCUUAAUUGUCUUGUCUUUUAUUUGCAGGCAUAUACAUACUUUGUUCCACUAUUUAUUUACUUUCAUGGCUUGAAUAUUGAAUGCACUCUCUCAUAUAUUAUCCUGUAAAUUGAAAAGGUAUGAAAUUGUGCAUGUAUUUAGUUUGCUCAUAUUUUUUUUUUAGCCAAAUGGCAUUUUUCCUGCUUUAAAAAAAAAAUCAUGUUAUUCACACAGAAUCAAGAUUCUUGUUAGACAGUAUGGUAUGUGUAUAUCGGUAGGCAUCUCAGGUACUUGAGGUCAUAUAAGUACUUAAGUAAACAUGAUGCAAAAAGCCACAUUAACAUGACUCUGCUAUUUACGUGAUUUGAUUUUAUGGACCCCAAAUCACAAUUAUAGUCAUAAGGCUACGUUUCACUGUAUUCUUCUUCUUCUAUAUCUUAAGGGCCCACGAUCAAUUUAUUGAUCAUUUUGGCUCCUAUGCAUGUAGAUGGGAUUUGCAAUGUUUCUGUUACUGGUGUUGAUGAGGAAAUCAUGCACUAGGGGUUUAAAGGCUUGAGGCAAUUCCCUGAUAUGUUUUCUCUAGACUCCCAAGUGAUCAUCACAAUACAAUUUUAAAAAGAGUAAUUGCUUUUUCUGUCCUAAUUUCAAAUUUUCAAUAACCUUUUUAUCCACAGCAGUUACCUCUGCUUCAACUCGGCCAGGGAGGGCAGUUUUUGAUAAACCAGCAACAAUUACUACAACAGCUAGGUCAAGGUCAGACUAUUCAGCUCCAAGGACAGGGUCAAAAUAUACAAAUCUCAGCUCAACAAGGGCAGUCUAUUCAACUUCCACAACAUUUACAACAUCUACAACUUCAUAAUCAACAAGGUCAACCUAUACAAAUUCAGGGCCAGAAUGGUCAGACUCUCCAGAUUCAAGGUCAGAAUGGUCAAACAAUACAACUGCAAGGGCAGAAUGGUCAGACAAUACAGCUGCAAGGACAGAAUGGUCAGCAUAUUCAACUCCAGACUCAGUCUGGACAGCCUAUUCAGCUUCAAGGUCAAAAUGGCCAAUCAAUACAUAUUCAUGGGCAGCAUGGACAACAUAUACAAGUUCAAGGACAGAAUGCUCAACAAAUCCAACUUCAGGGUCAAAAUGGCCAACCGAUUCAAAUUCAAACUCAAAAUGGUCAAACAAUACAACUACAAGGACCUAAUGGUCAAAUCAUGCAGCUUCCAAAUGGACAGCAGAUUCAAAUUCAGGGUCAUCAAGCACUUCAGCUACAAAAUCAUCAGCUCCAGGGCCAGGCACAGCAAUUUCAGCUUCAAAACCAACUGGGCCAGGUUCUACAGUUACAAGGGCAACAGCUGCAAGCAUUCCAAUUGCCAGGUCAACAGUUACAAAUGAUGUCUUUGCAGGGACAGCCCUGUCAAGUUGUGCAUGUCCAGGGUCCUAAUGGACAAAUCAUGCAACAAGUGGUGAGUGUGCAACUCUUAAUUUAAAUUUAAAUUCUAAAAUGCCUGUUAUCCACUUUAAUAGAUAUUUAUCAUGUAUGACUAUAUACCCCCCCCACACCCCACACACACACACACACAUCCACCAAUUAUUUCAUGCAUUCCCUCCAACCACCUAUAACCAUCUCCCCAACCCGAAGGCCUUUCCUUCACUUCUCAUCCUCCUGCCCAUCUUAACCACACUUAUUGCAGUAACAAAACCCCAAAGCCGUUGCAUGGAUCCUGAAAAUCCUUUAUGGGGCACAAAGAUGUGAUGUGGGGGAAAAUUCAGUUUUGCGCCUCUUGCAUUAAGAGUUGAUUCUUUAAAACCGGGGAUCUCCAACAGUCAUGAGAUUUCUCUGCUAAAACCCAAUGACUAUUUAAUGUACCGGGUACCGAAGAUCUUCAACUUUAUGUUGAUACUAUAUUUUUCUUUUUCUCUGUUACCUAAUUUGAAUUGAUCAGAGAAUUCUGUAAGUUCCAUGACACACCACAUGUUUUUUUAUACAAAUAUAUAAAUAUAUACUGUUUUGGUUGACAAGCAGUUUCCAAGGAAAUGAUAAUUAAGUAAUAGUAAUAUUGUAUGGAUUUUAUUAUGGCCUGCUAAUUUUUUAUAAAAUGCCCAAAAAUACCUUUUAGGCCUAUUUUUAUUCAUUUAUACAAUAAAAUUGCAACACACCUGUGAGCCUUGGCAACAAACUGGCUGAAAACUGGGGGUUAUACAAAUGACGGAAAAAAGAAAGAUGCCCUAAACAUUCUUUACUUUGGUCAAUAAUGCUGCUAACAGCCCAACAUUUUACUUUUUUAUUUUAUCACAAGUCAAUAAAUACAGCUGUCAUCAUGGCUUUGUAACCAUAACUACUUGCAUAUUUCCACUUAAUUAUCUGUGCCUUUAUAUUUCACGAUUUUAGGUUCCCUUAAUGUUAGGGGCAGAUCAGCUUGGAGGACUCAUGAAUCCAUUACAGCAGGUGAGGUUUACUUCGUAAUGAAAUACAUACAUUUUUUAAUUAAUUAUAGUUAUUUUCAUGGUACAUGGUUUGCACACAAUUUUUUAAAUUUGCAGAAGCUUAAUUAAAAUUCAAUUUGCCUUAUUAAAAUUCAGUCUGCCUUGGUAACCCAGGAUUUAGUGUUUAUUUUAAUUUUUAGAUUUGUUUUACUGUUGUUUGUUCAGUGACAAAGGCGGCUUGACGUGUUCAGUUUUUUUGUUGCAUCCUUUUAAGGUUUGCCCAUACCAUGUUUCACUUAUUUCCUUCUACCUAACCUGAAAGGCAGUUUCUCCCCUUUAUUAUCAUUAAUGUGCUACAAUUUUUUUUUUUCUUUUCUUUUUAAAGAUGUUUUUACAAGCACAGAACCAAGCUCCUAUGGUUGGUCAGUUUGUCCAGACUGAAAGUGGUCCUGUCUGGCAACCCACUAGUAUGUUUGGAGCAAUGGAUAACAAUACUGGUUCCAUCCAGUUCCCACAAGCCACAGGUAUCUAAGAUGUUUGCAAUAAACCUUUGCCUUAAAUUAUAUCUUAAAAUAAUUUUAUAUAUAUAUAUAUAUAUAUAUAUAUAUAUAUCGCAUCCUUCCGUCUUCGCAAGACGAUGGAGUAGCUUAUGUACACUUCAAAGAGUGGCUCUCUAGGCCAAUCCUGGAAUGGCAAUCUUGACUUCAUUUCUUGCAGAACAUUGACUCCUGAUUAGGUUUGGCCUUCCAUAUUGUUUUUUGUUGUAAAGGAUUUGUUUUGCGCAUCUUCUUUUUGACUCCUUCAUACACUGCUGUUCGCCAGCUGGAAUGUUGUUCGGCAAUGAUUUCCCAUUCAUUAAUUUCAAUGUUGCCUUACCUCAUGCUCCUUUUGCAAGCAUCCAUAAAUCUCAGGUGUGGCCGUCCCAUAUUGAUGGUAUAAAUAGUAAUUAUUAUGAUGAAUAUUUUAUUUAUACUAUCAAUAUUGGACGGCCAUAUAUAUAUAUAUAUAUAUAUAUNUAUAUAUAUAUAUAUAUAUAUAUAUAUAUAUAUAUAUAUAUAUAUAUAUAUAUAUAUAUAUAUAUACCGGUAUAUAAGAUGUUUUUUUCUUUACUGUUCAAGGCAUAGGAAAAACAGCUUUGUCAAUUUCUUAUUAAAAUUAUUGCUACUUAUUUAACCAUUUUGACAACUUUAUUUUAAAUAUGAUCAAUGAAUUCAAAAUAUUGGCCCUUCAAGAAAAUGUUUCCAUAAGGAUUUGAGAUAUUUUUCUGUGUUUAUUAUGAUGAAUAUUUUAUUUAUACUAUCAAUCUAUAAUAUUAAAUCAUAAGUUCCAAUCCUUCUUCAGUUUGAACAUUUUCCCACCCUUAUAGUUAGAUAUUGCUGAAAUGCCUAGAAGAGUAAUAGAUGUUUGAUUUGUCAGUUUUCUAUGGUAUUGUGUGAAAAAUGAAUACAGGUACUUUUUUUUGUUGUUGUAGUAAAUAUUAUACAGAUUUUGUGGGGUUUGAACAGCUAUAAUCUUUCUUUCUAUUAGUGAUAAGCCAAAAUCAGGCUAUUGACAACACACCCUCCCAAGAAAUGCCCACUAACACUGUUGUAGACACGAGUACUGAACAUGACAACAAUGAAUCACAACAGUCCACUUUAGUUCAUGGAGAUUCUUUGGUAAGCCAUUUACCGAUCAUCCUUUAUUUAUAGCAGUAGAUUUUAUAAUGAGCACUAAGGAUGAGUUUAAUCUUUAGGCUUUGAAUUUGAACCUAAGCAUUCUUCUAGUCUAGCAUGGUGUUUUGUUCCUUCUACUUUUUUGUGUUUGUUUCACUUGUCAUCUUUUAAUUCAUUGCUGUAAUAAAUUAAUAGGAAAGACUGCCUGACUCAAAAUGAAAUUUCUUUUUGUGAGAAACUAAUUGUUCCUAUGUCAAUUUAUUUUCUAUAGACUACAUACAAUCACUCUUUAAAAAAGUUUUUAAAAAAACAAUAAAAGUUCAAAGCCUUCAUUAAAAAAAAAUUCUGACAAUCCUUAUGCUGUUGCUGCUUUCAGUCAUCUAUACCGGGAUCUACCAACACCACAACAACAGCAACCACAACGCAGCCAACAGGCAGAAUACAAAUUGCUGCAGAAGAUCCUGAAGAUGAGACCACACAACCUCUUUAUGUCAAUGCCAAACAGUAUCAUCGCAUUUUAAAAAGGAGAGAGGCUAGGGCCAAGCUGGAAAGCACUGGAAAAGUGAUUCGGAAACGUAAGGUCAGUGAUGAGAAUCACUGUUCUAAACCUUUUCAUGGUUUGUACAGCUGUUGUUCUGUUUUUUUUAAUUCUGUCUAGUUUUUAUGAUUUUUUUUUUUUUUUUGGAAUACACAUUUUUUUUUUUAAAAUUUUUUUUUUUAAAAAUCAUUCUGCUGUAAAUUUCUUUUUUAAAAAUUUAAAAAAAAAUUUUUUUUUUAUUCUGUCUAGUUUUUAUGAUUUUUUUUUUUUUUUUGGAAUACACAUUUUUGUUUCUAAAAUUAUUUUUUUUAAAAAUCAUGCUGCAGUGAAUUUCUUUUAUAAAAAUUUAAAAAAAAAUGAUAAUCAAGUUUUAAACAUUUUUAUUGAUACAAUUUAAUUCUUCCCAUGCCAGGGGGUUUUCCACGAUUGUGCCCAAUCGGUUUUCGGCCAAUGGAAAUAUUUUAGGGUGCGCUUAUCAAUUAAGGAAUUUUGAAUGGAUUUUUUUUUUUUAGCAAGAUGGUUGUAUUUGAUAUCAAAUUAAAGGAAAAGAAACAGAUUAUAAUAAUAUGUAAAAGAUAAUACUUUUAAAAACUAUUAGACAAUAAUAGUUAAAAUAAGAUCAAAAUUAUUUCUUUUUUUAAAAUCGGCACCAAAUCUGAAUGGAUUAGACUACUAUAUGGUCUGUGUAGCCGAUAUCCUAUUCUGCUUCAAUCCUCAGGAAGUCUAUCCAUUUUUUAUCAGAAUGCAUUUUACAUUUUGAAAAUAUUCCAUUUAGUAACAGAGUUACACACAUUUUUGUAACGUUAAUGUCAACCGAAGAAAGCAGUUUCUUUGCAUAUUUUUAUAUCCACACUUGUCAAACACAUUCUUUACAAAAUAUUUUACUUUGGUAAAAAUUUUUGUUAGUUAUCAGACUGUUAUGUUAACGGGAGAAAUGUAAACUGGAUAUUGAUUUUUUUUUUUUUUUUUAAAUUUUAAAUUGCUUUUCCUAAAAUUUAAAUCUCAACUUUUUUUACUUGGCAGGUUUUUUUAAAUGAUGCCCUAAUUUGUUAAUUAAUUCUUAUUUUAAGAAAUUUAAUUUUUAUGCUUAUUUGAAUUUGAGUUUGAACCACUUUAAAUUUCACCAUUAACUUUAUUUACCAGUUACAUAAUGUGAUCUUCACAUUCAAAUAAAUAUUAAUUGACAUCUGUAGCAGUCUGCAAAUACCAAUAUAAAAGUUGGUCCUCUACUUUUAGAUGUUACCUUUUUUGACGCCAGCUUAACUUGAUCCCACUAGACAUGCAAUGCGAGUAGUUAUUGUAUACAUGAUAUAUAUACUGUAUAUUUAUUUAUUUAGUAAUAAGAUACUAUUGUACAGUUUUGAGACAGUAUUGUACGAUUUUGGGAAUACAGGGGUAAACAGCUCUGAUAUUUAUAUCUGGAACCGUCUAUCAUAGAAGGUACAACUUAUGUGCAGUGUUUGAAAUAUUUUUAGCAAUAUUUAAUAUUUGAGUAAUAUUUAUAUUUUUUUAUCUAGAAAAUGCUUGAUGCUAAUAUGAAUUUUUAACACCAAUCUUGAAUUUAUUAUAAAAGUUUUUAAAAAAAAAGAAAUAUAUUAAGAAUGGUGAAUUUAGGCUUAAGCUUGUGCCCAUAAUUUUCUCUAAGUCUAUCUGCUUCUAUGUAUCUCUAUGGGUGUAUGCUUAUCUGUGUUUACUCUAGCUUUCAUUUUAUGAUUUUAUGCCUUUAGCAGAUAUUCCCUUGUUUGUAAUUUGUGUCCUUAUCUUCAUGGAUUAAAUCAUUGAAGACAAAGAAAUGAUCCUUUUGAUAUUUUGGUUAUAUUUACCUCCUAAAGCAGUACAGUUUAAAAAAAAAAAAUCAUUGAGGCCAUAUGCCAGGAUUGUCAUGGUUUUGGUUUGCAUGAGAAGUCAUUAAUACCAGUUUACUUAAAGAAAAGUAUUUAUAAUCUGUCUGGCAACAUAGAUUGUAUUUGCUAAAACAUUUUUAAAAAAAUGUUAUUUUGAUUUAUCAAUUUUUAGUAAUUUUUAAUGGUUAAAAUUUCUAAUUUAAUUUUAGGAAGAAUAUUUCAGUUGAAAAUAUGUAGCUCUGUGAUUAGGUAAUGAAUCAAAACAGCAAUAUUUAAAUUUUUUCAACAAACCUCCUAUGACUUAUCUUCUCUUCACUUAAAGUUAGUUACAUCAUUCACAUAAUGAGUUGCUUUGUUAAGUUCAUUCUAUUAUUAGAAGAAUUACAAUAUCAAAAAUUUUCUAGAGAGUCAGACAAGCAGUGUUUUCAAAUGAAAAAAAGUCCAAUAUGUGAUGGUUGAUUUCUGUCUCAAUGUUUAAAAAACCAAAAGGAUCUUGUUUCUUAUAUCUUCUAUUGUUGAAGAUAAUUUUCUAAUCUUUGUUAGGUUGUAGCAAUAGUAUUAUUUUUUCCAUCCAGAAGUAUCUUCACGAGUCACGCCACAAGCACGCCUGUCAGCGGUCACGAGGCAUCGGAGGUAGAUUCUUUUCCAUCAAAGUUGAAAAUGAAGCAGAGUUUGGCCUUAAAGAUGUAUGUAUAAUGCAGCCUUGCAUUUUCAUUCCUUUAAGUUUAUUUAAUUGCUCUUAAUUAAAGAAAAUAAGUCAUUCUUAUAAUUUUUUUAUAAUUUCAGUCGUAAAUGCAAUAUAAAUAAAAAUGAUAGAGCGGUGUGGAUAAAACAUAACCAAAUUUUUUUUCGUCAUGUUUUUUAUUUUUGUCAUCAUCGCACACCCACUAAAGCACCCCACACUAAAAAAUACAAGGUACCAAUGUUGCAGAUGUCAUUCUUAAAAUAAAAUCAAGUUGUUACAGUUAUAAUAUUUAAAUUAAUUUUUAAUGUCACUUUUUAUGUUGGACAUAAUUACUUCUGUGGUUUUUACUCUGGUCCAUGGCUUUCUAUUGUGGCUCGAGCAAAGUUGGGAAAAUGAAAUACUUAAGAUUAACUAAAAUAAUUUACGAGUACUUCUGUGAAGAUAUAAUAAUAAUAAGACGUCUUAUAUAGCGCGGUACCUCAGCCUAGGGCUGGGCUCACCGCGCUGUACAUAAAAAUUUUAUCAAAAGAGAUUAUGAGAUUUGAAUUAUUUGCGGUGGUUAUUACUAGAGAUUUAGUUUAACUUCUCCUCCAGGAUCUUUUGGAUGGCCAUCUUAAUUUUUUUCCUGGCAUAAAACCCUUUUUGAUAGGUACUGGUAUUUAUUUAGUUUCAGUGGAAUCUGUUUUGUAAACUCGUUAUUAAUAAUUACCUUUAUUGCUAAUUAAACACUCUUUUUUUUUUCAACUCAUUGUGCUGCAUAUUAUAUCAGUUGCUUAUUAUUAUAGUUUUAUAUAUUUGUUAAAAAUAUUAGUUACCCCAACAAUUUUACUAAAAAAAUUAAUUUAACUAUUUCUAGGAUAUUGACAGCCUACAUCACAGAAAUUCUGAGCAUUCUCCUCAUAGUAUAGACAAUCAAACCCCAUCACCACCUCAACAAGACAGGGCAGCCACAACAGUUCUCAAUGGACACUUAUGAUUUCCACUGUUUGACCCAUAACCUUUGGCUCGACAUACAAGUCAUGUCCGACCAUCCAUUGUGGACCGGUGAUCUUCAUUUCAAAUUACAACACCACAUCGAAAGAAAACGACAGAGCACCUUGUUGUUCCACCCAUGUACUCCCAAGAAUGGAGAGCUCAAAAUACUCUUCUUGAGUACAAAAUGACCUAGAGAAUUUCUGGAUUGCCAUCUGCUCCAAAAUAAAGUACUGGAUGAACAAUUACUCUAAGAAUACAGCUUUUUGAGUAUCAAGUGCUCAAGGAAUGCGGAUGCCUCUAACCUCUGCGGUUGUCAAUGGAGUAUUUGGGUUAUACCCAGCCACCAGCAAACCUAUAUCUGACUUUAUCAUCUGAGGCCAGCAGGACAAGACUGUGAUCCCAUUAUGUCUUUUAUAAAAUUUAGGAGCUGAUAAUCUCUCCAAAUCUACUCAAUUGUUUGUUUGGAAUAUGUGAACAUGUUGUGAUUGUAGGAUUGUAUACAACUAAUUACAACAAUACAAAUAUUUGAAAAUCUCAUUUAUCGAUAUCAUAUGGGUGAACAUUGAAGAAAUCCAUCACUUGUUUACACUGCCAUGUCAGAAUAUGCUUAAGAAUCUCCCAUCACAAACUUACUUAGGACAUUAAUUAUUUGUGAGACUUUUCAUUUGAUCAAUCAUUGAUAGUAAGUGAUAAGCACAGGAUCCACUGUUCCCUGAGGUCAGAUCCAGUUACGCCUUAAGAUAUUUGGUUUAUUUUUUUUUUAUUGUUUAAAACCAAUAUUUAUCCCUCCCUAUGUUUCCUUGAGAUGGCUAGAUAGAGCUAACACUACUUCACAAAUUACCCAACAGCAUAUCCUUUGCCUCAUUAUUAAGAUAAUCAUUAUUCAUUUUUAAAGUCUUAUUCAUUCACAGUGUGAAGCAGCUUUACUACUUCUGCCAAAGUAUUUUAAAUUACUUUUUAAUAUCAGCAUGUACAGCUACUCAUUUGCUCUAUGGCUUAUUACAAAACGAAUUAUUCUAAUAGAUUUAAAGAAAUAAAACAAUUGCUCUUAUGAAAGCAAGGACAAAAUUAUAUAUUGUAUAAAGCAAAAUUGUUGUCCACAUCAUCUCCUGUAACACCUGAUGGCAAUAGUUUCCUGUUCUGUGUAAGAACUUCCUGAGGGUGUUGGUUUUACUUGUGGUUUAAGAGGUGUUAACUCUCUCUGGCCUUGUUAUCUCACAUUCAUUACUUCUAUAUAAUGUGCAUAUUAUUAUGACUUUAUAACAUGUAAAAAAAAAAGCUAAAUUUCUAAAGCUGGGUAUCAUCAAUAUUAGUUGUGUUGUUAUAAGACAAAGAUUUUCUGCCAUCAAUUUAUACAUUUCAUUUGUCAAAGUUUUUGAUACAUUUGGUUCACUGUACCUGCAAAGUACAUUGCCCUUGCACUGCCGAGAUAAUCUAACAGUAUUAUUCCCCUUUAUUAUUCAUUAUGAUAAAACUUAUUUCCAAAUAAUAUAUUAAAAGAGGAAAAGGCAGAUUAUACAUGAUUGAUCAUAUUUGUGAAUAGUUAAUUUUUUAAAAGCCUAUUUUGCAUUUUAAAAUUUAUGGAGAUUUAAAAUGUAAAAUCAUCAUUGAAAUUAUUUAAUUCAAAUUUGAAAGUCAUCUCAAUACAUGGUAGCCUAUUGUAUUUGUAUUUAAUAGUAUAAAUAAUGUCACCAUUUGGUUUUUAAAAAUGCCAUUGAUAAUAAUCUUAGUAAACUGUUGCACCAAGCUUCAGCUUCACAGUUAUCUUUAUGACAUGGUACCAUUUUACAUUGGAUGAUCAUAUAUUUAGAUUACAUCUGUCAAUUUUUAUGAAACUGUAAAUUCAAACAAUCAACAAAUAGGAUUCUUUAACCUAAAUGGACUAAUACUACCACCUAACCCAUUAGUUCCUUUGUAAGUGCAAGGAGAGUAAUUUAAAAAAUUAAGCAGUUGUCCCCUACCAGUGGGUUGUGAUCCCAUUAUGGGAUUAAAAAUAUUUUCUGGACAUGAGAAAUAGUGGGUUGUGAUCCCAUUAUGGGAUUGAAAAUAUUUUCUGGACACGAUAAAUCUGAAUCAUUGAAAAUUUGUCAGAUUUAUCUGAGUGUUAGACAAUAAGGCAGCGAGUUCCACAUGUGUAUGGUGUCUCUAAUGAAAGUGUUAUGUUAUCAGUUAUUUUAUAACAUUUUUGGAGAACAAGCCUGAUGCUGGGUUAAGUAAAAAAAAAUGGAUUUUUAAUAACUUUAAUUCUGAUCUUGUAAUGGACAACUGGCACAAUUCUCAUUGCUGAAAUUGCUGGCCAGUUCUUUCAUUGAGCAUGUUCCUGGGUUGAUAUGUUCAGCAGAUGUGUGACUGAUGUACAUAUUCAAAAGAUGAGUGUGUUGCAGAAACAUAUGUCAAUGUAUUAACUGUGGUGAGUGUUGGUGACUCACUAGUAAGUGCAAUAUAUGAAUAAUGU
Messenger RNA from Lymnaea stagnalis (great pond snail), 14033 nucleotides. Lineage: Eukaryota; Metazoa; Mollusca; Gastropoda; Lymnaeidae. The record is from the annotation of a GenBank genome assembly.